Messenger RNA from Camponotus floridanus (Florida carpenter ant), 2077 nucleotides. It is a transcript of the gene yellow-g, whose product is annotated as major royal jelly protein 1. Gene Ontology annotation, cellular component: extracellular region. The transcript has 4 exons. The record is from RefSeq and is a predicted model, not a curated record. Bases 150 to 1283 code for a protein of 377 amino acids. NCBI's taxonomy places the organism in Eukaryota, Metazoa, Arthropoda, Insecta, Hymenoptera, Formicidae.
UUCAAUCGGCUCAUAAUCAGAGCGUAUAAGUAUAAAACAGUAUAAAUGAGUAGCGCAUUCAAAGAUUUUCGUCCAACUGAUUACACACGGGAAAUCUUACUACCCGAAGACACGCAUUAUUCUAACUUGUCGUACAAAAAGAGCGCAGGAUGAAAAUCCCGAGGAGCGCUCUGAGCCUGGUGAUCCUGGCGAGUGGCUUAUUGCUGGUAGUAUGCGACAAGCAGUUGAUGCCGGAGCUGUCGUUUUCCUUGACGGGCUACAGUCUGGACUGGCCAUGCCAGAGCACGAGGAACAUCUACGAGACGAGCGGACGUUACAUUCCCAGGAAUGUCAUCGGCACCAGAGCGCAGAUCUACAAGGAGGACAUGAUCAUAGCGAUGCCGCGCUACAAACCGGGUGUACCCUUCACCUUAGGUGUCAUGUCGCUGAAAACGAAGGACUGCGCGCCGAAGGUGACACCGUUCCCUUGUUGGGCAAUUCAGGAAGAAGGCAACUGCCAGGCCCUGCAGAGCGUCGUGGACAUGGUCCUGGACAUUCAGGAAAUCCUGUGGGUAUUAGACGUUGGUAUCGUAAACACUUUGGAACAACCGGUGCGCAGGUGUCCUCCAAAGAUCGUCGGAAUUAACGUCAAAUCAGGAAAGGUCGUGAAGGUGAUCGACUUGAGCCUCCUGGUAAAUCCGUUGUCUCGUUUGCAAUAUCUGACAAUCGAUUACGCAGAAGAUGGCCAGGUAUACGCAUAUAUAACCGACGCCGCCUCGAAAUCCAUCAUUGUUUACAAUAUCACCGCGGAUAAAGGACACAAGGUAAUCCUUCCGAAUGCCGUUACCACCGGUGUCCAACGAAGAGACGUUCUCUACUCGACGCUGGUGAAGAAGACCUGCGGUACACCAGUGGUGUACUUCACUUAUCUGGGAUCCAAUAGGCUUUUCGCGAUCAAGGCUGAGAAUCUGAGGAAAGGUCUCACCCAAGGAUCGGUCGCAGAUGUUGGGCCGAAGCAAGAGAAGCUGGUUCUCCUCGGUAGCGAUAACGGCUGCGCCAUGUUCUUCAGAUACAAGGGUGACUCCGAUAUCUACAUGUGGAAUACCGAGACGCCCUUCAGGCAAGAGAACUUCGUGAUGGUGCAAAAAGGCAACGAUUGUCGAUUGGCAACCCAAGUGGUACCUGGAUAUAAGAGACUUAUGUGGGUCAUCGAGAGUAACGUCCAGGAUUAUAUACAGAACACCGUGAGUUGCUCGGGUGCUACCGUGGCUAUUCAUCCCUUAGUCAAGGCUUGCGACGAUUAGAAAUCUCUUGUCAACUUUAAGAGCUUCUUACCACUACGGCACGCGAUUACACAUAAAUUGAUGAUAAGGCUUGUAAGCAGAAGUUGAAAUCGAUAAUUUUGGAGAGUGUUCGAAUUUCGAUGCGUUAAAAAAUAAUGAAGAUACGACAAUCGGCGCAAGGCACAUUUUCCGUAUUUUUAGCGCAUCGAGAGAAAAUUAUAUUGGUUCUUGAUUCUUACUUCCAUAGAGAUAGAACAAUAAGCUCAUAUUGUACUCAUGUACUUUUUCGCGGUUGAAGGACAACUAUUAAAUCCGUAUGACGUUUCUCAACAUUAAUUGUUAGAGCAAUCAAGUAUCGCUGAAUUAAGUUUAGGGAAAUAGAAAAGUCGAGUUCUAUUUUGUCGCUGAUCUAGUCAUGUAAUCGGCAGCGUUCUCCUAGAUAGCAAGCAAAUAAUAUUACUUAAAGUAGGUUGAAACAAUCAGAUAAUAAGCGUAGAUAAUAAGUAUAUUUACGAUGUUUACUUCUAUUACAACUACCGUGACUGAUGAAGGAUUUUUACAAAACCUCACCUCCACGAUUGCGUGAUCGUAGAUCAAUUUAUGGACAAGUUGACCAGUGUCAAAAUUAUUUACCAUGUCGAUUAAUUUAAAUCGAUGCCGACAAACAGUUUUCACAAUGAUUCUAUAACAUUUACAGUAAUUUACUCAUAUAUUAUCCAAGAAAAUGAUUUAUUCGCAGCAAUGUUGAUUGUAAACAUUAUUAUGUAAGUCGAAAAGAAAACAAUGUGCUAGUAAAUGUCAGCUUAUAUAAACAA